Solea solea (common sole) is the source of this 1478-nucleotide messenger RNA. Its product is annotated as inhibitor of growth protein 1 homolog. Lineage: Eukaryota; Metazoa; Chordata; Actinopteri; Pleuronectiformes; Soleidae. Bases 371 to 802 code for a protein of 143 amino acids. The transcript is spliced from 4 exons. The record is from RefSeq and is a predicted model, not a curated record.
GGGAGGCCUACACACAGAGAGAGUGUGAUGCCACAGUGAUGUCACAGUGAUGUCACCGUGAUGUCACCAGCAGAAGUCUCUUCCACUCACCUGAAGCUUCUCAAUCAGAGCUGAGUUCCUCUUGGAUUUGGCAGGUUGUUUCCUGUCUCACCUCGUGUUCGUCUCCGUGUGUCUUUGGCAGCUGUAGGGAGCGAGGUGGUCGUCGUCUGACCGGCUUCUCCUGCUUAAAAACAACAACAACAACAACAACAACAACAACUGUCACACAGAAGAGACACCGGGCAGAGACGCAGGACGUGGGUGUUUUGAGACGAAGAGUGAAACAGGAAAAAGACUGCGUUAUGGAGGAGGACACCUUAUAAGGGACAUUAUGAGCCGCUCUGACUCUGACUCCUCCCUCGCUCUUUCUCCUGGCGAAUUACGAGGUCCGCACACUCCAAAGCCCUUCCUCAUGUCAUCCAGGUUCCACCCCCUUCAUGGCCCUGGCUCUGGGUUUGGAGGAGGAGAAGGAGGAGGAGGAGGAGGAGGAGGUCUGGAGAAGAGCUCCAGCCUCGGGGAGCUGAGGGGAAGUCCCACCUCCGUCCUCGCCUCGUCCAGCUCCACCCGCUCCCUCUGCAUCGCGUCUGACGCCGCCAACAGUCUGGCGUCCUCGUCCUCCGCCUCGUCCACUUCAUCGGGAGGUCGCGGGACGUCCAGGAGGAGCCCGGCGGAGGAGGACGGCGGCGAGGAGAGCGAGUCGUCCAGCUCCAGGAGGAGACACGCUUUUGAUAAGAUCUUCAAGAAGAAGCAGGGGCGUCACUGACAAAAACACCUCACUCUGCUUUUAGAGGUUUCAGGUCCACGACAGACGUCCCUCACAUGAAGAGGGACGGGUUAAAGACAAGGGACGUUUGAUGGAUUUAAAAUGAUUGACUUUGGGGGAAAGAAUUCUGUUUUCUAACUUUUUCCAUUCAUGAAACAAGUGGGUGUGGUUUGACACAGCUUUGGUUAUUGUCUGAACACGGACAGUUGAGGUUUUUAUUUUUUGACGUGUUGUUGAGCAUCAAGAAUCAGCCUGACACAUUUUAGCCACUGAGCAAAAGACUCUCCCUCACCAAAUGCUGCUGGUCUACUGCUGCCUCGUGUGGUCACUUUGUGUCACUGAGGUCAAUCUAAACUAAGGAGUUCAAAUUUCUGAAGUGACAAAAUAAGACAUUUGAACUUAGUGAUGGAGGCAGCAGUGGAUCAACAACUCCUGUGUGCUGUCAUGUUAAAAUCACUGAUUUUCUCUGUGGACUUUGGUGUGGGAGAGUGAGCGGUUUACGAACUUCAGUUUCCUGUUGGAAAAGUGCGUUUAACAGUGAGAUAAAGACAUCGCAGACUUGUGUUGAUGUUGAUUUUAUCAAAUAAAAAAGGCUCAAGUAACUGUAAACUGAAGUUAGUAAACCACUCACUCUCCCACACCAAAGCCCAUAGAGAAAAUCAGUGAUUUUAACAUC